Messenger RNA from Penicillium brasilianum, 2937 nucleotides. Lineage: Eukaryota; Fungi; Ascomycota; Eurotiomycetes; Eurotiales; Aspergillaceae. The record is from the annotation of a GenBank genome assembly.
AAAUUCUCCAUACUCCCCGCUCCCCGCAGCAUGACAGUAGAGCCGCCUGGUCCUACCACGACUCCUCCCCGACAUCAGCACCUUUCAUGGCAAGCCAAGAUCCUGCAGCUCGCCAAGGCGCCGGUUCUAAUGCUCCCGUCGUCAGAUUUCGUGGGUCUAGUGCCUGCGAGAAAUGCCGUCUCCGAAAGACAAAGUGCGAUAACAGGCGCCCAAGUUGCGGAUUUUGCUUGAAGCGACGUGUCACUUGUGUAUACCAGGAUGACAACAAUGCAGGACUGGUAACAGGGGAGGACAUCCUCCAAGCGGUCAACAGGGUGGCGAACUUGAUUGAGGCUCAACAGAGAGAACAACGGCAGCAGCAGCAGCAGCAGCAGUGGAUGCCAUGUGCAUCUUGUGGGUCUCGCUCGACGCCUGCUAGGGGUCCGACAUCACAAUCCUGGUCUCCGUCAGCUUGCAGCCAACCCGACAAUGCCAAUCUAGGGCCAAGCGACCCGUCGCCGUGCGAGACCGUUCGACCUCAAGGGGUCGAAUCGGUCCUUGGCUGGCAAAUAUUGGCCUCGAAUCUUCCACCGUCUCUGUGUCUCUUUGACCAGCCGGUGGCCGAGGCCAAUCAGCCUUACUCGCUGCCUGAUAUGAGCUAUUCCCAGCUCUCGCGUCUGGAGUCGAAGUACAUUGAAUUCCUUCAUACAAAGAAUCCGAUUCUAGAUCUGAAUGAACUACAUCGUAUGGUGCUUCACGUCGCGGAGAAUGGGCCGGAUUGGUCCACAAAAACCUGCUUGGUAGCCCUGGUUUGCGCAAUUGCCGUCCUUUCUGAGGCUUAUCCCGGGACUAUAACGAGAUCUGGGGCGCAGUCAACGCCUUCACUGGACCAGGACGAUGAGAGCGGCGCCGACGCCAAGUUGUCGCUGCAGUUUUGGAACAUUGCUCUGAAACGUCUCGGCUACGCAAUGCGUGAGAAUAGUGUUGAGGCUGUUCAAAGCCUGGUGUUAGCUGGAAUUUGGUACAUGCAUCGAAUGGAACCCCUCGAAGCCUGGAAACACUUCAACCUCGCUGGCGCAGCCUGGAACACCCUGAGGUUAACUCGAUUUCCACUUGGUGAUCUUAUAGACAACACAGAUACGACGCCCAAUGAGCACACUAUAUUGCAAGCGCUCUACUUCACUAUCUGGAAGUCAGAAUGCGAAUUGCGCCUGGAAUUGCCGGUACCAGGUCCCCCUCUAAUCAACAACACGUAUUUCCCGCUGGCGUUUCCCCAGCCGCCCAGGCUUGGUUCGCAACCGUCGACGCCCGAGGCAUCAGAGAGCGAGAGAAGUUGGUAUUAUUACCUCACAGAGAUUGCAGCGCGACAUCUGCUCAACCGUUUGGUGCAAAUGAACUCGGAGUGUGCCGACACGCCUACGGAGAGACAGGUGUCGCUUCUAAUUGGCCGUACUGAGAUGAUGCAGGCUCAAAUAUCCGACUGGUAUACUUCGUUACCAUCCAUAUUCCAUUUUGCCGUCCCGGAUGGCUACGAUGCCGAUUUCCAAUCUGAUCACAUGAUAUUUGUUCUUCAGCAUCGGUAUUUUACCCUCCGUGAGCUCGUUUCAAGACCUUUCGUCCGGCUCUUUGUUGAUGGGCUAAUUGACGGGAUGGAUCCUUUGAUUCGUGCUCGAGCUCGGUCAUUCGCGUCAGAGUGCAUGCAAUUCUGUAUGCUCAAAUUGUCCCAAACCGUGGCAUACCGUCAUCAAGGAAACUGGUAUCUGCUGCGAUCCAUGACGACUUCGUCAUUGAUUCUGGCCGCAGUUCACCUGGCACAAUGCCGACUACGGGAGCGCGAAGCUGCCGGAGCCACGCCAACAUCAGAGAACCUGAUGCCGCCAGAAGCUUGGAUAUCGCGAGUCAAGGAUGCUGUGGAGUCAGCCCAGCCCUUUUUCGACGAAACGAGCGGUGGCGCUUCGAAUAUGAAACAGAUGAUCUUGGCCGCACUGGAAGCUGCUCAGCAACGUUCGGCGUGGUGCGGUUAGAGGAACUAUGGAAACAUAGUGACUUCAUACAAUUGGCUACAAUUGGCCACAGUCCUUGUACUGACUCUCCUCCUCCUGUACUAAACCGUAUGGUACUGGAGCCUUUGAAAUGGCCUGCGGCGUUCGUUUUGACAGUCGUCACAUCGGCGAGUUAGGGAGAGGAUAUCUUCACGAGGGCUUCUUUCGCCGCGAGUCACCGCCUCUAAUAUGAUUGACCAUUAUGACACGCGUCCUAUCACAUCUGAGGAAUAGAUUGACACGUGAGUCAUCUAUGAGGCGGAGCUUCUCUCCCUCCUUCUCCCCUCGUGCUCGUCGGAAUCUCGGGCUUUCGAAUCUAAUACCCCCCGUCUGCCCAGAGAGAUUCCAGUCAAAUCGCCUCCCCAAAUUCCGGCCUAGAAGUGACCGGCGGCGUGUCCACUGUAAUUUCCCUCCUGGAUGCCUCGAUCAAGAUCUAUGACAACGCUCAAUAUGACUUCAAGUUAUCUAUGCUUUCGAAGUCGUUCGACGCCAGAUGCCCGUUAUCCUCCAAUUCUUUCUGACAUGAGAUUGGACCUAGAACCGGAUAUAGGCUCUAUGCCCUCGGAUGUCUCUGCCACUCUGAACAAGAUCCUUGUUGAUUGUGAUAAAAAGGCACAGACCACGAAAGUAAUAUUCGAGCGUGUCAUUUCUAGUGAGAAGGAUAGUUGGGAGAAAUGAUACGCAAACGUCAUUCGGAGGCUUGGAAAGGGAAACGAAGUCGAAACGCUCAUGGGUGCACUCGCUCAAGACGUCCAACUCCUCGUCAACAGCUUUGGUAAUGUAGGUAAAUAAUCAUUUUCUGAAUAUAUAGGUUAUCUCAUACUAAUUCUUACACUAAGGGACCAUAGCAUACUAAGGAUCAAGCAAGAGCAUCUUCUCGUUGUUGUUAUAUCAAGACUUGAAAAAUUGUAUUUAC